ACCAAACGGCAGGAAACCGCGCUGUGGCUGCGGCUAACUUUACUACAUUUUCAUGGCGUUUUGUUGAUUAAAGCCCACGUUUUGUCUGCUCGUUUUCCUUCUUCUGUUCAUGAUUCACACUGUGUAACCAGCGGAACGGUUCUUACAUUAAAUUUUCGUAUUUGUGUGGUUUUAUGAGUCUUUCGGUGUGGUUUAUUUCAGCAGAGAGGCUGAUAGAUGCGCUAGCCCUCGGUGCUAGCCCCUUGCUAACGGUUUGGUGGUUUCACGGUUUUCACGGCGCUCCGGGCUUCUAACGGACCGGUACCAGGGCCGGGACACUGCUCGGGGGAUGGAGCCGUGACAGAGCCUGUCUUUGCGGUAAAAAAUGUCUCAAACGCGAACACAGGGACAAGACAUGCAGCUGAGCGACGAGAACGAGCUGCAGCGGAAAUUGCCGAAGUCUGACGGAAAUGCUGCUAUCGCCUCAGAUGACCCCCUGCCUCAGUCGUUGGAUCAGCCAAUCAGUGAUGAGGAUCCUGCCUGGUCCUUCUCUAGGGACUCUCUGAGUCCAGUCCUGUGUCCAGUCCGGUCCAGAGGGAGACCCAGAGGCCGAUCUAGAGGAGGACCGGCCUUUGGGGGGGUCUUUUUGUGUGAAUUCUGCAGACGGGGGUUUAAGUUCCGGUCAGCGCUGGACAUUCACAUGCGCUCUCACACCGGGGAACGCCCCUUCACCUGCACGCUGUGCGGGCGGGGCUUCAGCCUCAAGGGAAACCUGAAGGCACACAUCAAGACUCACGAAAGGAACCACCUGAGCCGGACCAGGACAUGGCCUAAACCAGAGACGGACCCGAUCACAGACAGUCCGGACAGCCCAGACAGCUCUGAACAGGAUCUUAAUCAGUUUAUCAUGGAGCUGAACAGGUCUGGACCUUCAAUGAUCUGGACCCCUCCUCAGACCCUGCCCUUGUCCCUGCCUGAGUCCAGACCGGAGUCCAGACCGGAGUCCAGACCGGAGUCCAGACCGGAGUCCAGACCGGAGUCCAGACCGGAGUCCAGACCGGAGUCCAGACCGGAGCCCAGACCGGAGCCCAAACCACUGCAGUGCCCAGUGUGCUGUAAGACAUUCAGCUGGAGGUCGACUCUGUCUGUGCACAUGCGUGUGCACACCGGGGAACGCCCAUUCACAUGCACACUCUGCGACAGGCGCUUCUCUCUAAAGGGAAACCUCAAGGACCAUAUGCGUCGCCACCUACUGGACAAACGCCACCUCUGCCCCUUCUGUGGACUGGGCUUUAACCACCAAAGUCUGCUACUCAGUCAUUUGGCUGUGCACACUACAGGAGGAGAGGGGGAGGAGGGGGGAGAAGAGGAGGAACGAAGGGAGGUGGUUGACACUGAAGGGGAGGGGGAGGGAGGGAGCGUGCACACCUGUCCCUUCUGUGGACUCGGGUUCAACCAUGAAAGUCUGCUCCUGAGUCAUGUGACUGUGCACACCAUGGGGGAGGAGAGCGUGCAUGAGGAGGAGAGCGUGCAUGGGGAGGAGAGCGUGCACAGGGAGGAGAGCGCACACGUGGAGGAAAACGUCCACGAGGAGGAAAGCACGCACAUGGAGGCCGAGGAGGAUAAGGAGCACCUGUGUCCUUUAUGUGGACUUGGGUUCAACCACAUGAAACUUCUGCUCAGACACCUGACUGUUCACACCUCAGCAGAGGAGGGGGAGGAGGGGGGAGAGGGGAGUGUGCAUGUGCAGGCCGGUGUGCACGAAGGGAGGAGUGUACAUGAGGGCCGGGGGGAGGGGGAGGAAGAAGAGGUAUUCUUUGCUAUAACCAUCCAGUGA
Molecule: messenger RNA, 1816 nt
Organism: Periophthalmus magnuspinnatus
Lineage: Eukaryota; Metazoa; Chordata; Actinopteri; Gobiiformes; Gobiidae
Product: zinc finger protein 133-like
Exons: 3
Coding region: 365-1816 (483 amino acids)
Biological process (GO): regulation of transcription by RNA polymerase II
Molecular function (GO): DNA-binding transcription factor activity; RNA polymerase II cis-regulatory region sequence-specific DNA binding
Source: RefSeq, a predicted model, not a curated record